Molecule: messenger RNA, 321 nt
Organism: Cariama cristata (Red-legged seriema)
Lineage: Eukaryota; Metazoa; Chordata; Aves; Cariamiformes; Cariamidae
Product: cytochrome c oxidase protein 20 homolog
Exons: 3
Biological process (GO): mitochondrial respiratory chain complex IV assembly
Cellular component (GO): mitochondrial inner membrane; mitochondrion
Source: RefSeq, a predicted model, not a curated record
UCCUUUAAACUCCUAGGAUUUCUUGACGUUAAAAGUGUCCCAUGCGCACGAGAAUCAGUGCUCUAUGGCUCCCUGGGAUCUUUAGUUGUGGGUCUUGGACACUUUUUAGCAACUAGUCGAGUUAGAAGAUCUUGCGACUUUGCAGUUGGGGGCUUUAUUUGCACAAUGUUAGGAUACUGGUUUUACUGCAGGUACAAUUUGGCCCAACACAGGAUCCGGCAAAGAAUGCUUAAAGAAGGAAUGAGAAACAAAAUUUUAUUUGAAGGCAGUUCUCUUGAUCCUGAAAGAAAACAAACUGGCAAUGAAAGAAGCGAUUCAUAG